Molecule: messenger RNA, 957 nt
Organism: Candidula unifasciata
Lineage: Eukaryota; Metazoa; Mollusca; Gastropoda; Stylommatophora; Geomitridae
Source: the annotation of a GenBank genome assembly
AUGAAACUAUCAGGUACCGAUCCUUACUUACCCCAGAAAUCACACAAACUCCUCGCUCUUGUGGUUCUUUUUCAGAAUCUGCGAAUUAAUGAGAUAGACGGCCUGCCUGACGAGAGGAACAUCUCAGACGAAGACGGGAAUUCCCUCAAAGUCGGGGUCCUGGAUGGACGCCUGGUGCCUCCUUUUGGGGAGUCAAACUACAGGAAACUUCCAGACAUACCCAUCAGAGAUGAUGACGUCGUCCUUAUAGGGUAUCCUAAAGCAGGCUGUCAAUGGACCUGGCAGAUCCUGUCUAUGAUUGUCGCAGGCAAAUCCUGCUAUUCAGAACUGGGUAAAGUGAUCAGUUUCCUGGAGUUUGCUUCGCGGGAGAUGAUUGAUGAGCUCCCCUCUAGGCGGAUACUCAACACCCAUCUUUGGUUGGACUACGUGCCCAGACAGGUAACGGAGAAGAAAACAAAGAUUGUGUUCACAGUCAGAAACCCAAAAGACACUGCAGUUUCGUUUUACAACCAUUAUAAGUCAUUGAUCAAUCUGUAUGGAUACAAGGGACCAUUCAACAAAUGGUUUCCACUUUAUAUGGAAGGUCAAGUGGACUACGGAUCCUAUUUUGACUAUCAUCAAGAAUGGGAUCGAGCCAUCGACAACAACCCUGACUUGCCAAUCUUGAUUGUUUCAUACGAAGAUAUGAAAGAGGACCUGCCCCGGGAGAUCAGAAAGCUGUCGGAGUUUGUUGGCGCCACUUUGAGCGACCAGCAAGUGGAGUCGAUUGCCCAGGCUGCACGAUUUGACACCAUGAAGCAAGCCUUAAAUGCCAGGGUCUCACACAAACUGCUGAGGAAAGGUGAGGUGGGAGACUGGAAGAACUGGCUGACAGUUGCACAAAGUGAGAUGGUGGACGCCGCCGUUGAGCAGAAGUUGAAGGGCACCCGCUUUGUCUUUCCAAGAUAUACCAUAUAA